AUGUAUAUUUAUAUUAUCAUAGUUGCUAUCACAUUCAUCAUCUGCUCUAUUGGAGUCUCGUUAAACGGAAUUGUUAUUUGGCUUCUUGGAUUUCGAAUUAAGAGAAACCCUUUCACUGUGUUGAUUCUGAAUUUAGCUAUUGCCGACUUUGUCUUUCUCGCAAUUUGGGAAAUACUUUGCAUUUAUUAUUUUAUAGUUUAUAUACAUUUUAUACCAUUAGGAAUUCCCCUGAUGAUCCUCAUUUAUCUUUCCGACAUCUUCUAUGUCAACGGUCUCUUUCUUCUGGCAGCCAUCAGCAUUGACCGGUGUGUGUGUGUCCUCUUCCCAAUCUGGCAUCGCUGUUCCCGGCCAAAAUAUUUGUCCCCUGUUGUGUGUGUCCUCAGUUGGAUCUGCUCUUGCCUCCUGAUUGGAAUUCUGAACAUUAUGGAAUUUGUAUUUAAUUCUGAUGGCUUCGCAAAUCUCUAUUUGGUUGUGACUGCCGUGCUUUGCCUUCCAUCGAUUAUAAUUUCGACUCUGAUCCUAUUUGUCAAAAUAUGUCUUAAACCGAAACAGAUCAAACGUAGACAACUGUUAGUGAUGACCCUCAUUACUCUUCUCUGUUUCCUUAUUUUUAAUCUUCCAUUAAAUAUUUUGGGGUUGUAUGCUCUUUAUUCGUACAUGGGAUUUUAUUUUCAAGGAUUUCGCUUGUAUCACUUGAUGAUUUUGGGUGGUUCCCUAAACAGCACUUUUAACCCAGUGAUCUAUUAUCUGGUUGGGAGAAAGAGACGAGCUCAGACCAGGGAGAGCAUCAAGAUCGUUUUUCAAAGAGUCUUCAAGGAAGAUGAAGCUCCUGAAAGCAGAGAGAAAUCUACAAACAGAGUUUCAACCCCUCUGUAA
Molecule: messenger RNA, 876 nt
Organism: Thamnophis elegans (Western terrestrial garter snake)
Lineage: Eukaryota; Metazoa; Chordata; Lepidosauria; Squamata; Natricidae
Product: mas-related G-protein coupled receptor member H-like
Exons: 1
Coding region: 1-876 (291 amino acids)
Biological process (GO): G protein-coupled receptor signaling pathway
Cellular component (GO): membrane
Molecular function (GO): G protein-coupled receptor activity
Source: RefSeq, a predicted model, not a curated record